AAGGGAAAAAUGGGAGAAACCUCAGGGAGAGCAACAGAGGAGGGAUCCCUCUCCCAGGACGGGACAAAGGAGAGCCUUUCAAUUGUUCUUGCUCUUGCAAUGCUCUUGCAUUUCUAACUUUUGUUGAAAAAAAAUAAUACAAACCUCCAGUGUGUGUCUGUGUGUACCAGUCUGUCUGUGGGCAUGUCUGCUCUGAUUAGAUGAUGUCACUCAGGUGUGUGGCCCCAAUCUGCCCAGCAACACCAUGGAAACCAACUGCAGCACCAUUAAGAAUGCAUUGAGGAUUAUAUCUGACCAUUUUGCCACCUGUUCAAAAACGAUGGCUCCUAUAAAAAAAUGACCAGAAAACCCACUAUGGUUCAGCGUCAGCUCUGCUCUCUGGAGCAGCUGAGGAUCUCAGAGUUUGGCCGUCCUUCUCCACGACAUGGCCUUCAGCUCCUGUUCUGGUUUGCCAACCACUGUGUGACCUGUGAGGUUAUUAACUUUGUGCUCAUCAUGAAGCUGGUGUCAGACUGUCAACCAGAGAGAGGUAUCUACGGAUUCCACCUGUUUGGCAAUAUGGAGGAACUUCUGCCUGUCCUGAACAGAAGGUGCAAGAGUAAGAGACAGGUGUUGUACUUUGAAGUUGGCAACCUGAACACAGAUACGUACCCAGGGUCUGCCAACCUCCCCACAUAUGUGAGGGAAAAUUAUGUUUUGGAAGCUAACAUUGGUGAUAUCAAUCUAGAUCGCAUUAUCGUCAGUUACCAGUUGCGAACCAGGGUGGUAGAGAGAGUGUAUGUCACGGAGCAUGACAGAGCUACCUUCGGGAGGUUCAGCACUGACAGGACUUUUGAAAUCCACCCUGAACUGAUUCAAGCCCUGCAGAGCCCACAGGCAGACCUCACCACCUUUCUCUCCCGGACAGACUACUGGGGAGAUAUACAGGUGGUUCAAGCAAAUGAUAUAGAAGAGAUGUACUACCCAGAACCUUCAUCCCAGCAAAUGUUCAACAUAAUGCAGAACUACAGUGGAUCCACAGCGAGAGCAGAGCGUCUGGGAUUAUCUACAUGUGAGCAAGAUGUUGAUUCAGUCAAGAAGAAAAAAGAAGGUGGUGGCGUCAGCUUUGUCAAGAUUCUCCUCAGUGCUGGAAUGCUCUACUUGGCAGCCAAAUGUUUCGGCUGGCUGAGGAGCUGGUGGAGGCUGGGCCCAGAUGAAAACACUCUCCGGAAAAUGCUAUCACACCAUCAUGUCAUGCUGGAUUAUGUGUACUAGGAAUUUAGGGUAAAGCAUGUAUUAGAGCACUGUACCAUGAACAAGUCUCCUCAGUCAGAAGCAACACAACUCUUUCUGACACUUUAUUAAUAUGCCUUGUCAUAUGUAUUUUAGACAGUACAUGUCACAUUCUAUAGGAGGAAUCUAUAGCCAUUCCAAUUGUAAAUGAAGUCAACAUUUGAAUGUAUUAGGCCCAUCAUCGACGUUGGCGUUGCCCUCGAUUUAGCAGCAAAGAUGUAUUAGUUUUUAUACAGAUUUAUUGAGAUGCCGAUUUCAUUUUCCAGCAGGACUUGGCCCCUGCCCACACUGCCAAAAAUACCAAUGCCUGGUUUAGUGACCAUGGAAUUACUGUGCUUGAUUGGCCAGCAAACUCCCCUGACCUGAACCCUAUAGAGAAUCUAUACCCUUUCACACCAACACGGUUCCAGGGCCGGUUCGGAGCUGGAGCUUGAAAAGCACAGUUUCUUUCCUGCUCACACCGCAGCGGAGCCGCCUCUAAGCUCUGGAAUCCGGUUCGUUUCAAGCACCAAACAUGUUCUAGAAAGCAAGCACCGCAUACGCAUACGUCACGUUUAUGUCGGAGGGGGGCGAGAUUAACCUGAGCUAACAGUUAAAGGCGAGUACGGCAAAUAAAAGUUGUAACAAGCAGUAGCGCUGAGCAAAGUGACUAGAACGCAACCACACACUUUAUAAAGUCAGGCAACACUAACCAGGCUUCUUGUGAUUCUGUUUAUUUGCGCCUUACUUUGACCAUCCGUUCGCUGUUAUUGAUCAUUGUGGAGAGAGGCAGACGUUUUGUUUUGUA
Molecule: messenger RNA, 2059 nt
Organism: Gymnodraco acuticeps
Lineage: Eukaryota; Metazoa; Chordata; Actinopteri; Perciformes; Bathydraconidae
Exons: 5
Coding region: 337-1254 (305 amino acids)
Source: RefSeq, a predicted model, not a curated record